CUAGUUUAAAAUGGAAUUUUAGAUAUUUUUCAAUUUUUAGCGAUCAGGGAUAAACACUGAUUUUAGAGACGAAUAUCUCUCUGCAUUACUAUGGCAAGUGAUUCUUCGGUAGAUGGGCAGUUGAUCUGGUAUAUAUUGGAAGAUAUUACCCGGUAUUUAGGGGACUAUCGAAAUAUUUUAGCUGUUAUAGGCACUGUGUAUAUCUUGAAAAAGGCAGCUGGAUUGGUGUUUGAUUUAUUCAAAGCAUUUCAAACCUAUUUUGUGUCAAGGCUGCUCAUUGGGUCUAACCUCAGAAAAAUAUGUGGAGGGAAAUGGGCAGUUAUCACAGGUGCAUCUGAUGGUAUUGGAAAAGCAUUUGCCAUUGAGCUUGCAAAGCAUAAGUACAAUAUUGUUCUGUUAAGUCGUUCAUUAUCAAAACUCAAAACUGUAGCUCAGGAAAUAGAAAGCAAAUACGAUGUUCAAACCAAAGUUAUUUCUGUGGAUUUCAGUGAACAGCGUAUAUAUGAAGAUAUUAAAACACAGAUUGAUGGACUUGACAUAGGAAUUCUUGUUAACAAUGUUGGCACUCAUUACGGAAUUCCUGGAUUUUUUCUGGACCUUUCUGAGAAGAAAUUGCGUGAUUUGGUCAGCAUCAACAUGCUAAGUUUAACAAUGAUGACCUACGUGAUUCUUCCAGGAAUGUGUGAAAGAAAAAGAGGUGCAGUUAUCAACUUAUCUUCAAGUGCAGCACAGUUACCUAGUCCUCUUAUUACAGUCUAUGCUGCUACAAAGGCCUACGUAGAUUACUUCUCUCAAGGAUUAUCUAUUGAAUAUUCUCAAGACAAUAUUAUCGUCCAGUCUCUGAAACCUUACUACGUCUCAACUGCAAUGACAUAUAGUGUCUCUCCCAAUUUGUUUGUUCCAACGGCGGAGAAUUACGUGAAAAGUGCCAUAGCUACCUUGCCUUAUGCACGACGAUCAUGCGGGUAUUGGCCUCAUGGUUUUCAGGCAUGGUUAUUUGGUUUUUGUCCAGAGUGGCUGUGGUUAAGAGGUGCAUAUUACUGGAAUAUUCUCUUGAUAAGAUGGAUAAGAAGAAAUCGUAUCGAAUGACAUCACACUAACAUGAGAAUGACGUGGAAAUAAUGUCACGGUUGAAGAGUAACUUUUCUAGCAAAACUUUUUUAUUGAAUUGGGGAAGAUUUAUUACUAUGUUGAUUCCUGACAUCACGAUUUCUUGUGAAUACAUGGCAAUUUACAAAAGAUGAAACUGGACAGAGAAUUUGAGGCUAAAAAUAUGAUUAAAACUAAGGCAGUAAGCUUCAAAAAAGCUUUUGAUAAAAUUUACUUGCAUCAGGCGUCAAGAUA
Molecule: messenger RNA, 1344 nt
Organism: Dendronephthya gigantea
Lineage: Eukaryota; Metazoa; Cnidaria; Anthozoa; Malacalcyonacea; Nephtheidae
Product: very-long-chain 3-oxoacyl-CoA reductase-like
Exons: 12
Coding region: 91-1089 (332 amino acids)
Cellular component (GO): endoplasmic reticulum
Molecular function (GO): oxidoreductase activity
Source: RefSeq, a predicted model, not a curated record